Molecule: messenger RNA, 772 nt
Organism: Lotus japonicus
Lineage: Eukaryota; Viridiplantae; Streptophyta; Magnoliopsida; Fabales; Fabaceae
Exons: 1
Coding region: 74-637 (187 amino acids)
Source: RefSeq, a predicted model, not a curated record
UUUAACUCGCUGAUUUUCCCCCCAAUUUUAUUUUUUUCUGUUGUUAUCCGACACAAUCCUAGAAACAGAAACCAUGGCUAAAGGUAGGGGCCUCAAAAUUUGCUUGGGGGUGUCUUUACUCCUCCUGAUAAUUGCUACCGUAGUGAUUGUGACCUUGAGUCUGACCGUCUUUAAACCCAAGAAUCCUGUUAUCAGAGUCGACCUAGUUGGCAUCGAAAACUUUCAAUUUCCCCUCUCAGCCAAUUCAACCAUGAAUGUAACACUGGACACAUUGAUCACAAUAGUGAAUCCAAACUAUGGAAGCUUCAACUACAUAAACUCAACCGCUUAUGUGAACUAUGAUAAUACCAUUGUAGGUGAAGUUCCAAUAGGGGCAGCGUUUGUCCCAGCACGCGGCACAGUUAAUGUGACCACUGGUGCAAUAUUUAUGGUGGGAAAGUUGAUACAAGAUCCCAAAUUUUGGUCAGAUGUUGUAUCAGGGUCCUUGAAUUUGACAUCAACGGCUGAACUUCCUGGGAAAGCGAGUAUACUCAAAUUCAUCAAAUUGAAGGCCACGGCUUACAGCUCUUGUGACAUCUCUGUUAGUAUAAGUUCUAUGCAUGCUGUUACUAAGUGCAUAGACAAAAUCAAGCUUUGAUAGUGACGUAACCUGGAUUUUCUCUUUUUAAUUGGUUAAUAUGGUGGUUUUAGUCAAGGAAAAGGCGCCUUUUCCAUGUUGUCAUUUUUUACAGAAUAUAUAUUUGUAAGGGAGUACAUUUUUUCUUUGCAAUUA